AGAUAAAUUUUUCAAAUACAAAUAUUAUAUAUUAUCAUGUGAUCUAUUUGAUCGUUUUAUUUUUUUUUAUUGAUAAUAAUGAUGAUGUACAUCAUAUAUAGUUAAUAUAGAAUAUUGGAUAAAUGACUACAUAGUAGUAUACAGUAUUUACUUCUUGUAACAGUUUAUCAUUUCUAAUUGAUGAUAAUUUUCUAAAUAUUUUUUUAUUUUUUUUAACAAGAUAUUAAGUAACAUAAAAAUUCAAAAUUAAAUAAUAAGUGCUAAAAACAAGUUGAUUACUUAUUCAUGAUGGAUAGUACGAAAUCACCUAUGUAUAACCUCUUUAACAUGUUAUCAAGCUUUAGUACAGGUCAUGAAAAAGCAUUAAAACAAGGCAUUUAUAAUGCCGUGGCAUUGUUUCUCUUGUGUCUAAUUUCAGCGGCUGGGUACGGAUUAUAUAUUAUAUUGAAACCAUUUGUAAAACCUUUAAUCUGGGCUUUAUUAUGUGGCUCUGUUUUAUUCCCUUUCAAAUGCUCAUUAACUACGAUUGUACAAUCGUGGUUUGAAAGAGCAGAAGUAUCUCAUACGCCUUUAAUAAUAAAUUUAAUAGUUUUACCUAUGCAAAUAAUAGAUAAAGCUUCUGACAGUUUAGGAUCAUUUUUGUGGAAACAAAUGAAAUAUAUUGCUAGUGCAUUUUUACUGACAGCAUUAGCCUUAGGUAUAUAUCAUUAUACACCUACAAUAUUAAGUUGUCUCAUAUGGAGAAUAUGUUUGAUAUUUAAUACUAUUUUUGGAUUUUUUAUAACAACUUGCAAUACUUUUAUGAUUACAUUUAUACUUAUUGGAUAUUUAUCUAUAUUAUAUAUUUAUUGGACACCAAAUAACUCUAUUCAUUUUCGUUAUACAUCGUUUGUUAUGUGGUUCAUAAUUAGUUUAUAUAUUUCUAAUAUAUUAGGUGCUUAUCAAGUUAUUGUAUUUAUAACAUUGCAAAUACUAUAUUUAAUAGGAUUUAUUUAUGAAGUAGUACUUAUUAUGGAAAAUCAAGAAUUAGAAGACAAACAUAUGACAUUUAUGGAAGCAAUAUCUUUUGCAUUAACAAAUAAUUUAACUACAGAUAUGCAGCAAAGUUCAUUUUCUUCAUCUUUUAAAAAUGAAAAACUUAUAAAAGAUAUUAAUGAAGAAAGUAUAGAUAACAAGACAAAUAUAGACAAGAAGACUGAAUAUCCAGAAAUAAAAACAAAAUUUUCCAAAAAAUCAAUAUCAUUGGAUACAAAUAAUAGAACUGUAAUAAGCCAUAAAUUGCAAUCUAACUCUAUGUCAUUACGUGAUCGUUAUUUGUUAAGAAGAUUAAAAACAGAAUUACGAAUAUCUAUAGAUAUAGAAAAUGAUAAAGUUGAUACUGACAAAUAUAUGUAUGGUACAUUAUAUGCUUGCAUAGGUAUGCUUUUUUGGAAACAUAGAUGGAUGAUAUAUAUAUUGAUUAUUCCUAUAGCUUUUUAUAUCAUUAAACAACUUAGUAGUUAUUUUGGAUUAUGGAAAAUGAUUGAAAAUCAAUAUAAUAUUAUAAAACAAAUUAUAAAAACAUGGUGUAUAAAAAGACAUCAAGCUCUCUUACCAGCUAAUAUUAGAGGUUUAUAUAAAUUUGGAAUCAUAAUUGAUGAAAAAUUAACAAAAAUUUUAAAAGCUUCAGUUGAUUCUGUAGUAACAAUUGCUGUGAUUUUUGGAUUACUUAUAUUUACUACUUGUACUUCUAUUUUUAUAACAAUACAGGUUUAUACAGAAGGUAUGCAUCUUAUUCACAUUACUGGAGAAAUACUUAACUCAUCUUUAAUGAAUAAUCCAGAUAUUGAUUGGUUACCUGAACACUGGGAAGAUUCAGUUAAUAGUGUAUUAGAUAAUGCUUAUACAUAUGGACGGAGUGCUAUUUCUGAUGGAAUAAAAGGUUUAGUAAGAGAUCUAGAUGCUACUAAAGCUGAUCAAAUGGAAAAGAAAGUUUUAGAACUUUGGGAUAGACUUUAUCAAGCAUGGAUGAUGUCUAAUGUAGAUUCUGAUUUAAUUGGACCUACUGUAGAUGUUACAGUAGCUUAUUCAGUAUGGGAAAGUUUUAAAGAAAGUUUUGGAAAAACACCUUUACAAUUAUUUAACAUGACUGGUAUACAAAACUUUAUAAAAGAAAAUAUUGGAAUUUUUAUGUCAGUAUUAGAUUCCAUUUGGAAUAUAGUUAAAGGAAAUAUGUCUGUGAUAUUAACAAUUUUUACAGAAUUAUUUUAUAUUAUACUUAUGAGUGGAACAGCAGUAUUUAACUUUGUCCUAAGCAUGGUGGUAUUUUUUACAACACUCUUUUAUCUUCUUAGUUCUAGUGAAAAAACAUAUAAACCUGUUGAAUUAACUACAAUAUUCAGUCCUAUUAGUUGUCACAGAUUUGCUGUAGCAUUACAAGAAGCUGUAAUUGGAGUUUUUACUGCAACAUUUAAGCUUGCUUGUUUUUUUGGUAUGUGGACAUGGUUUACACAUAAUUUGUUUCAAGUAAAAAUAAUUUAUUUACCAUCAACUUUUGCAACAAUACUUGGAGCUGUUCCAUUUUUGGAUGCAUAUUUUGCUUGUAUCCCAGCUACUAUAGAACUCUGGUUUAAUCGAGGACCUAUGAUUGCUAUUCUAUUUUUUAUGUUUCAUUUUCUUCCUUGUAAUAUUGUUGUAACUGAAUUCUACAAGGAAAUUAAAGGUGGUGGACAUCCUUACCUUACAGGUCUUUCCAUAGCAGGUGGAAUUUUUUGUUUAGGUGUAGAAGGUGUAAUUUUUGGUCCAUUAUUAUUAUGUUGUAUAAUGGUAGCAAUUAAUCUAAGUCGCCGUUACUUGCAUUCACCAUCAGAAGAAGUUAUAUCCACAUAUGCAGAAAUUAAACAUUGAUAAAAAAAUUUCUAAUUGAUAUUUAUUGUUAUAUAGUAAAAAAAAAAUUAACAAAUUUUUAUAAAUUUGAAUCUCAUUAUAUAUAAUAUUGAAUCUCAUACAUUAAUCUUUAAACAUAUAAGAUUAAUACUAAGAAUUAAUGUUCUAAAUUUAAGAUUUAACUAUUUAAAAUGAAAUUUAUGUAAAAAUUAUAUUUAAAUGAUUUUUAAAAAUAUUUAAUUUUAAAUUUCGCAUUUUUAAAAUAAUAGAAUAUUAAAAAAAAUUAUUAUUUAAUACAAUACAAUAUAAUACAAAAAAAUCUAAAUUUGCAAAAAAAAAAAUAAUUUACGAAAUAUAAAAAUUUUAUCUAGUCUUUAAAAAAAUAAAAUUUAGCAUUAUUUUGCUUAUAACAGAGAUUAUAAAUUAAUGCUCUUACUCGAAUUUAUGGAUAUUGCUAUUGAGAAAAUAUAUUGUUAAAAAAAAAAACAAAUUCGGAUUAUGAUGAAUAUUCUGAAUAUUCAGAUAAUAAUAAUAACUUUAUUAUAAAUAUAUUAAUUUAUAUAAUAUAAUAUGCUUAUAUAUUUUUUGAUCAAUUUUUUCAACUGAUGCGUCUUGUUGAUAAUGUAAUUAAAAAAAUUUUAAGAAAUUUUUGAAAGCUUAUUAAUAUUAUAAAUAUAUUAUUGAACUGAAAAAAUUAGUUUUUUUUAAUUCUUAAGAAAAAUUUAAAAGAAAAAUGAAUUAGUUUUAUCUUUUUAUUAUAUUUAAAAAUCCUAACUUUUAUUAUUAUUUAUUUUUAUAUUUUAUUUAUAUAUUUUAUUAUUAUUUAUUAAUUUGAUUAUUAAAUUGAUUAAAAUUAAUUUUAUAAUCAAAAUAAUACAUAUAUAUAUAUAUAUUUAAUGUACGAUAUCUUUCUUCAUUUAUAAUAUUGUAUAUAUUGAUUUUUCUUUGUCUGGUAACUUCAGUAUUAUUCAUAUCAGAUUUUGUUAUUAAUUAAAAUGUUAUUAAAAAUUAUUGUAUGUUUUUAAGUAAUAAUUUAUAAAUUUGAUCAUCAUUUGAAAUUUAAAAAUAAAUUUAUAAGUUAAUAAUGUCAAAUUUAAUAUAUUUGAUAAUUAGUAUAAUUUUAAUUAUAUUUAUUAUUCUUAUUGGAUUUGAAAUUUAUUUACAUCGCGAAACAUAUUUUCCACAAACAUGAAAUUUAAUAUUAUGGAGAUAAACAAUUAUUUAGUUACAAUUUAAAAAUGGAUAAAUUGAAUCAAUUUAAUAAAUAUCAGAAAGUGUAGUAAUUUUUAAAGUUUUUCUUAACAUUUCUGAUGUAAUAACAUCACAUGCAUGGAAUAAAAUUUUUUUCGUAUUUUCAAA
This is a messenger RNA of Apis cerana (Asiatic honeybee), 4224 nucleotides long. RefSeq names its product transmembrane protein 245. The record is from RefSeq and is a predicted model, not a curated record. NCBI's taxonomy places the organism in Eukaryota, Metazoa, Arthropoda, Insecta, Hymenoptera, Apidae.